Molecule: messenger RNA, 2182 nt
Organism: Haplochromis burtoni (Burton's mouthbrooder)
Lineage: Eukaryota; Metazoa; Chordata; Actinopteri; Cichliformes; Cichlidae
Product: protein mono-ADP-ribosyltransferase PARP15-like
Biological process (GO): negative regulation of gene expression
Cellular component (GO): cytoplasm; nucleus
Molecular function (GO): transcription corepressor activity; NAD+ poly-ADP-ribosyltransferase activity
Source: RefSeq, a predicted model, not a curated record
GAGAUCCGCUCGUACAGCAGCAGCAGAAACCCUCGCUGUCUGAGAGAGGUGGUCAUCGUCGUUCACCCCAGUGACAGCCAAACCGUGGAUUGUUUCACCAGAGAGUUCACCGGUCAGAGGAACGUCCAACAUGAAGCACGUGGUUUUCAUGAGGUACCAGCUCAACAGGCUGUCGACCAAUCACAGCACUCCUCAGUCUUGUCCACCUCCCUCGAUGUGUACCAGAUGCAGAUCGAUCAACUCACCUUUGAGGCAUCAUCAGGUGACAUUACCAAGGAAGCCAGUGAUGUCAUUGUCAAUUCCUCCAAUCAGAGCUUUAACCUUAAAGCAGGAGUGUCCAAGGCGAUCUUAGACGGUGCUGGAGUAACAGUUGAGCAGGAGUGCGCUCAGCUCGUGAGUUCCACGGCUCAGCCUCGUGCAAUGAUCCUGACAUCAGCCGGGCAGCUGCCCAGCAGGAACAUCGUCCACGUCGUCGGCCAGAACGACCCUGCAAACAUUAAAAACACGGUUUACUCAGUGCUGAAGGUCUGCGAGGAGAACAAGUUCAGCUCUGUGGCCUUCCCAGCCCUGGGAACAGGUCAGGGAGGGGCCAGCCCUUCAGAGGUGGCUGAGGCCAUGGUGGAUGCAGUGGUGCAGUUUGUGAAGAGGAAACAGCCGAGGUUUGUUCGGAGUGUGAAGAUCCUGAUCUUCCAGACGGCCAUGCUGAAACAUUUCCACAUGAGCAUGAAGAAGAGACAGGAAGAGAGGGUGGAGGAGAAGAGUGUCGUUAGCAAAACUGAAGCAGAGCAGCCAAUCACUGCUGACUUAGUCCUGGAGAGGGAGGAGUUUAAGCCCGCAGUGUUUCAGCUGUGUGCCGAUGACCACAAGGCAGCGAGUCAGGCCAAGAAGAGGAUUAAUGACCUGAUUCUGGCUGAGCAGGCACAGAAAACCAUCUCUGACCCCUGCAUUAGUCAGCUGUCACAGGCUGACAUGGAGGAGCUGAAGGCUCUGCAGAGAGAACUGACAGUCAGCAUCCGCCUGGACAAAGGAGCAGAGGACCAGGACCCGGAGAUCCACCUGGAGGGUCUGACCAGGGAUGUCUACACUGCUGAGUCUGCAGUCAGGGACAUCAUCCGUAAGGUGGAGCGGGCGGAGGCCUUGAGGAAAAAGGCCUUGGAGAUGAGUGAGCAGGUGGAAUGGCGAUUUAAGGACCAUAAUGGGUCAAUGGUGGCCUUUGACUUGAACACCAACCUCACCCUCGAGGAAGCUUUCAAGACCAAACAAAAAGCAAAGAUCAAGAUCAACAAUGACGCGUACACCGCCGACCCAGCGCGUGAAAAAGCAGUUUCAGCAAACGGACGUAAUGACGUGGAGCUCCAUCGAAAAGACCUGAAAGGUACCAGCGCUCUGCCUUUGCCUUCAUGUUGGGAGGACAUGAAGGACGACCUGCUGAAGCUGUUUGCUGUGGCUCCAGCAUCUACUGAAUACAACGAUGUGGAGAAGGAACUGACGAAGACCGGACUCAGCCUCAACAUCAUCAGUAUCGAACGAGUCCAAAAUCCGUCACUGUGGCAGAACUACCAGAUCAUGAAGAAACAAAUGGAGGUGAAGAAUAAACACACAAACAAUGAACUGCUUCUGUUUCACGGCACCACUGACACCUCCAUCCAUCUGAUCAACAAACAAGGCUUCAACCGCAGCUACGCAGGAAAACAUGCUGCGAUGUACGGCAACGGCUCUUACUUUGCUGCGGACCCUUGCUAUUCAGCAGGAAACUACGCCACGCCCGACACCAGCGGACACAAGCGCAUGUACCAGGCCAGAGUUCUAGUUGGAGACUACCAAGGACAAAAAGGCAUGAUCACCCCUCCCCCGAAAUCUGGGAGUGCCUCAGACCUGUAUGACAGCGUCACAGAUGACGCUGCUUAUCCAACCAUGUUUGUGGUCUUCAAUGAUAUCCAGGCCUACCCAGAAUACCUCAUCACAUUUACAUAAAGAGCCAUGCUCCUACUGUGCAACAUGUCUGGGAGUCGGGUGUUUUAAUUUAACUUCAGUCUAUCAACUCUGUCAGAUAAAAUAAGACACUGUACGUCUUUGAAGGGGGCGCUGUUGCUUUCAUUUUUCCUGCUGCUGGUGUCACUUUGUACUUUAAAUCUAAUCAGAGGCAGUUUGAAGGAGCAUUAAAGUAACAAUACAACAAUCA